UGUAGGGUGUGUUUUUUUCCUUCGGAAAGGAAUUCGAUAAUCUCGUACAUUGUUUACAUUGGUUUAACGUACUAUUUGUCUUUAAAAUAAGACUGAUAUUAUCUAAUAACGCUACAUUUAAAGAUAAAUCGUUGGCACGGGAUAAUAGUGUAUUAGUGAAAUAUGAAUUAUUUUGCUUGAUUUUCACUUCCCGCGCUUUUUUUUCUGUGACUUUACCAAAGGGUUAAUUGUACGAAUAAGCGAAUAAAAAAUUAAUUACAAUAUGAAUAAAAUUAAUAAUUAUUUGUUUUUAUUUGUAAUAACAUUUUCGUCGAUAUUUUGCGAACCGAACGAUGCGACCGUUACACGUAUCCCGAUAUUGAAGUGUUGUCCACACGGUCAGGAAUUAAAAGUAACGGUUGAGAAUGGCAUUAAUAAGGUUAGCAACGAUUGUGAGAAAAGUACGACAGAUUGGAAACCCAACAUCUAUUCGCCGUCCUUACGAAAACAGUUUAACAAGCCGUUAGACGGCUGGAAUGUCUUGGAGGGUAGGAGACCCGAAUGUCGAGAAGAUUCUAUUUUGACUAGUAUAGUUUCGAGACCCUCUCUACCUUUUAUUUAUCUCGAAGAUGGCUUUGCCAUUGUCGAUGGAAAUGUCGAAGAACCGAUCGCACCUUCCGAUUAUUGUGCCGAUCCAAAUGCUAUCCUGGUUUGCGUUAAAAAAACUCCAGAAGGUAAUCAUGCAGCUGCUACCAUGAAACCAAAGAUUAGACGCUGUUGUGGAAAAUCUGCAGUUUUUCAUGAGGAAAAAGAAUCAUGCAGCUUUAUAAACGAGUCGGAAGACACGGCACCGUUAUUGGGAGAGUCAUCAGGAAUGGUGGAUAUAAUAUCAGGAUUUCCGGCUUGUCCUCGAGGAGACAAAUACACGAUCUUGGCUGAUGUAAAAGAUGCCGUAUUGCAGCCUGACGGUAGCAUGAAAGUUGACGGUGUUAUUUUACCGAGCGGCCAGUUUUGCGUUGAGAAGAUCAAGGAACUCAACCAGGCGGUCAAGGUCUUUGCCUGUUCCGAACACGCACCUCAAAGGCCACACGUGCAAGCAACAGACAUCAGGUUCACGCUCUAUCCCAUGGGCUUUAUCAUCAGUGCAGUGUUCUUGGCAGCAACCCUGGCUGCUGGUUGGCUGUUACCAGCGUCUCAUCACGUUUUGCACUGGCGAUGCCAGACUCAUCAUGUCGCUUGCUUGAUGCUUGGCGAUCUUCUCAUGGCUAUCAUUCAACUAGCAGGCGAUUCCCUACGCGGUGCAAGCUGCAAGACACUUGCUAUCAUGGCUCACUUCUUCUUUUUGGCUGCUUUCUUCUGGCUGAAUACUAUGUGCUUCAACAUCUGGUGGACCUUUAGAGAUCUAAGACCAGCAAGUUUGGAGAAAGGCCAGGAGACCUUGCGGCUCAGAGUGUACGCUUGUUAUGCUUGGGGUGGGCCCCUUUUGGUUGCGGGAUUGGCUGCCCUACUGGAUCAUCUUUCACCCCAAACUCAGUACACCUAUCUUAGGCCUCGUUUUGGAGAAAGGCAAUGCUGGUUUUAUGGUGACAUGGAAAUUCUCGCAUAUUUUUUCGGACCAAUCGGUGCACUUUUAGCCGUGAAUCUUCUCUUCUUUGCCGCCACCGCACGUGAAUUAACUUGCGGUCUUUGGAAGGGUGAAUUUGUCAAAAGCACUACCGAAAGCAGGGCUGCCUUGGGCUGGGUAUGCAUGAAGUUGGUGAUCGUGAUGGGUAUCACAUGGGUUGCUGAUGUUGUCUCCUGGGCAGUAGGUGGUCCACAAUAUAUCUGGUACUUCACCGACUUGAUAAACGCCUUCCAAGGUGUGCUGAUCUUCGCAGUGGUCGGUUGCCAACCUCAGGUCAGAGCAGCAUUGAAAAGACUUUGCAAUAGAAAUCCAAGAACUAACGCAAGUCGGCAGGGUAAUGGCCUUAGUACAACCAGUCACGGUAUGCCCAGCAUGGGUGAUAGCGUUACACAGAAUCCAAGUACGAAGACUGCACCGUUGGAAACCAUCUGUUAAACUCACUUCGAGAUGGUUCAAGAUUGAAAAUUAAAACAAUAAGAAGAAAAAAUAAAGGAUAAUCUUAAAGGAAACUUAAAUACGAAGACGAUGACAACGACAACGACGACUAUGACUACGAUGAUUACGACAACGACGAAGACGAAGACUUUGACAGGAUGCUUUGAACGUUUAGCAAACAUCAACGGUCAAUGCGUUUCCGUCCUAAGGUCAUUGACCUUGAAAAGAAACCCGUGUGGGUGGUUUAGUCAGGAAUGAGAAAGCCUAGAGGCAAAGGUGUAUGUAUUUCUAACGCGCCUUUUUUUUCUUUCUCUCUGGCGAAACUUUUACACAUAUUUAUUAAAAGACACAUAUACUUCAAGAUCCACGUAUAUGUAUUUAUAUGCAAUUGCGCGAAUACACGCUUGUGUGAUAGGUUCGAGAAUACUCGCGUAUGAAAUUGAACAAAAAAAGAAGUAAAUACAAUAAGAACUAUAAGAAGGCAAAAAAGAUUCUUUAAAUGACGAAUUUGUGUCAUUCUAAUCGAGAUACUCGUUGUUAUUAAUGUAUAUAAACAGAUGAAAGAUGAGAGAAAGAAAGAGAGAGGGUGAGGGGAGAAGAAGAAAAUACUUGACUAUUUACAGAGAUUAUUAAUAAAUUAUCGAUAUAUGAUAAUACGACUGAUAAAUGAUCAUACGUUUGUUACCAAUUUACAAAUCGAAUAUAGUCAUUGCGUCCACUUCUCUAAUAUCUUCGAAUCGAGCUUAAUUAAUUAAUUAUAUCUCUCUUUUGCACGACCAUCAAAAACUAUCCGUUAGUUUACGUUUGUUUUAUUUUCUUUUUCUUCUUUUUUCUUAACUUUCUUUUAACUCCUUUUAUUUCGAAUUUUAUUUAUAUAUAUUCGUACAACUUCUCUCGUGGAUCAUAAAUAAGAUCAUAAGAUUUUUAUUCAUGGGGGUGUUAACCAUUGGAAUAUUAAUAUCGGGACCACAAAAUUUGUAAUUAAGAGUACAAUUAGAAAUAAUAAAAAUUCUAAAAAAAAUUAUUCAUCAACCGAUCCACGAAUCUUCAUAAAAAAAAUUAUAAAUAAUAUAUUGCUUAGUGUCUUAUUGAAAUAUCCGGUUACUUUGUUGUACAAUUAUAUGUCAUUUGAAAUUAUCGUGUGUAUCAGUAUUGAAGAAAUUUUUCAUAAAUUUAACAUUUUAUACAUCAUUAAUUUUUUUUUAUUCUAUCCCAUCGCGAGAUAUCAAAAUAAAAAAAAAAUAAAAAAAGAUAAAUAGAUCUUUACGUCCAAAAAUACAGCCGAAAGUUUUUUUUUUUUUGUAAAAUCGUGAAAAAAGGGAGAAAAAGUCUUUUAUACUGAAGUAUUUUUAACGAUACUGCCAAUUUCUGUCAAAAAUCGUCUGGAAGUGUGCCAUUACAGAUAUAUACACAUGUCAUUUCAAAUUUGCAUUUCGCAUCGUCGAUUCAAAAUAGUCUUCGAGGUAUCAUCGAAAUACAUAAGUUCGAUCUACGUGAGUCACGAUCUAUGAUUUCCCUGAUCUAUGAUUUUCGACCUUUCGAAUCCCCUCUUUUCUAUAAAACAAAAAAUAGAAAAAUAGAAAAAUAGAAAAUAACAUCCUGUCCUAAUAUUAGUUUCUAAAAAUUGUUUUUUUUUAUGAAUGAAAAUAGAAAAGAUCGGAAAUAGCAAUGAUCGACGUUUCGUAAUAUGUAAUAAAAAUUUGAUGCCUUUUUAAAUGCCUUCCAGAUGUGUGACAAGUUUAACAUGCCAAAUUGUAUCGAAUUGACCAAUAAUUUAAAUAACGUCACAAUUUUCAGUAUUUUAUAUUUAAAUAAAUCAUUAUUAAUAACGUAUGUAUAUUGAAAUUAAAUUUUGGCUAGUCAAUAUGAUACAAUAUAACAUUAACUUUAAAAAUACUAAAGUUAUCA
Polistes dominula (European paper wasp) is the source of this 3946-nucleotide messenger RNA. It is a transcript of the gene mthl1, whose product is annotated as adhesion G-protein coupled receptor methuselah-like 1. Gene Ontology annotation, biological process: cell surface receptor signaling pathway; G protein-coupled receptor signaling pathway. Lineage: Eukaryota; Metazoa; Arthropoda; Insecta; Hymenoptera; Vespidae. Gene Ontology annotation, molecular function: G protein-coupled receptor activity. Gene Ontology annotation, cellular component: membrane. The record is from RefSeq and is a predicted model, not a curated record.